CAGCGCGCAGAGUAGGACAAUGCCUAAGUCAAAGGAACUUGUGUCUUCAAGCUCAUCUGCCAGUGAUUCAGAUAGUGAAGUUGACAAAAAGGCAAAGCGGAAAAAGCAAGCAGCUCCAGAAAAGCCUGUAAAGAAACAAAAGACUGGUGAAAGUUCAAAAGGUGCAGCUUCUUCUAAGCAAAGCAGUAACAGAGAUGAGAAUAUGUUUCAGAUUGGCAAAAUGAGGUAUGUCAGUGUUCGUGACUUUAAAGGGAAAGUCUUAAUUGAUAUUAGAGAAUAUUGGAUGGAUCAAGAAGGUGAAAUGAAGCCUGGCAGAAAAGGUAUUUCUUUAAAUCCAGAACAGUGGAACCAGCUGAAGGAACAGAUUUCUGAUAUUGAUGAUGCAGUAAGAAAACUGUAAAGACAGAGCCAUACAGAAACUUUUAUCAUUUUAGUUGUUUUAAGCGGUCUUUUUACAUUGGCUUUUGUUUUCUAAAAUAUUGUUUUACAAGCUAUUGUAUAUUUGGAUUGCAAAACGAUUUGUAAGAUGAAUACUUUUUUUAUGUGCAUUAAAAGUGUAUUCUGAGUGAG
Molecule: messenger RNA, 570 nt
Organism: Gymnogyps californianus (California condor)
Lineage: Eukaryota; Metazoa; Chordata; Aves; Accipitriformes; Cathartidae
Gene: SUB1
Product: SUB1 regulator of transcription
Exons: 5
Coding region: 20-400 (126 amino acids)
Biological process (GO): positive regulation of transcription initiation by RNA polymerase II
Cellular component (GO): nucleus; transcription regulator complex
Molecular function (GO): DNA binding; transcription coactivator activity
Source: RefSeq, a predicted model, not a curated record